UGGAGGGAGGAUUGUACCAAAAAGUGCGACUCGAGGAGCAGCUUAUUCAUGCAAAUUCAUGAAAUCAUAGGCGUGCCUUUGGACGAUGGAGUCACGGCCGGAAAAACAAACCCCCUCCUGGAUGAUCAGUGAGCUUCAAAGACUGUGAUGCGCUGAGCUCGGACGCAUUGACGGCGGCACCGGGGCGAAUGUUUGAAGAGCUCAGAGACUAACAAGAGAAAGUUAGGGCUCGUUGUUUUUUCCCUAUACGCUCCUGUUGACUGGCUGCACUUCGUCCUCCUCUCACUGAACCACCAGCACCAGUGACUGCUGCGCCACUGGAUCUCCAAUCGCAGGCGCAUAACUGUUACGCACGGCCACAACUAUCACUAUCUGCCUUGGCUAUUUAAUUCUUUUUUUGUUUCUUAUUUUAUUUUAUUUUCAUUUGUACUUUUGUUUCUUUUGUGUCUUACUGUCGUUUCAAUUCCUGAGGACACCGAUGCGGAUGAAGUUACAGCCGAACUAUAUCAGAGUCCGUGCGUAAAGACGCCACCGCCGAUUCGUUCCCUGUUUUUCGACUUUCCCUGCACCGCCAUGUCCGAGGACGACAGUAGCUCCACCACCAGCUACAUGUCUGACACCGAAGGGAGCAACGUCAGCGUCCUCAGCUGGGAGCAAGUGCAGCGGCUGGACGCCAUCCUGACGGAGACCAUCCCGAUCCACGGCCGCGGAAACUUCCCGACUCUGGAGAUGCAGCCGCGGCAGAUCGUUAAAGUGGUGCGCAGUCGGAUGGAGGAGAAGCAGAUCCACGUCCGGGACGUGCGGUUAAACGGCUCCGCGGCCAGCCACAUCCUGCACGAGGACAGCGGACUGGGCUACAAGGACCUCGACCUCAUAUUCUGCGCAGAUAUGAAAGGAGAAAGUGAUUUCCAGACUGUGAAGGACAUAGUGUUGGACUGUCUCCUGGACUUUUUACCCGACUGUGUGAAUAAAGAGAAAAUAACGCCGUUAACGUUAAAGGAAGCCUAUGUGCAGAAGAUGGUGAAGGUGUGUAACGACUCAGACCGCUGGAGUCUCAUCUCACUCUCCAACAACCGGGGGAAGAACGUGGAGCUGAAGUUUGUGGACUCUCUCCGGCGGCAGUUUGAGUUCAGCGUGGACUCAUUUCAGAUCAAACUGGACUCCCUGCUGCUGUUCUACGAGUGCUCAGAAAACCCCAUGGCUGAGACCUUCCACCCCACCAUCAUGGGAGAGAGCGUAUACGGGGACUUUGUCGAGGCCCUGGACCACCUACGUCACAAGGUCAUCUGCACCCGCAACCCUGAGGAGAUCAGAGGCGGGGGUCUGCUGAAGUACUGUCACCUGCUGGUGAGGGGCUUUCGAGCUGCCUCCGAGUCAGAGAUGAAAUCCCUGCAGCGCUACAUGUGCUCACGGUUCUUCAUUGACUUCCCUGACAUUGGUGAACAGCAGCGAAAGCUGGAGUCAUACCUUCAAAACCACUUUGUGGGCCUGGAGGACCGCAAGUACGACUACCUUAUGACCCUGCAUGGAGUGGUCAACGAGAGUACGGUGUGUCUGAUGGGACAUGAGAGGCGGCAGACUUUAGGGCUGAUAGCCAUGCUGGCAGUGCGAGUGCUUGCCGAGCAGAACUACAUUCCCAACGUGGCUAAUGUCACAUGUUACUAUCAACCCGCUCCUUAUGUGGCAGAUGGCAACUUCAGUAACUACUACAUAGCACAGGUUCAGCCAGUGUUUGCUUGCCAGCAGCCUGCGUACUCCACCUGGCUCCCCUGUAACUGAGACAGCCCAGAGGGAAGGAGGAGGGAGAGAGUGUGCUUUGUUUAAACGGGAUCAAGCGGCAGAGUCGCCGCCUCAAACCUGCCCAGUGUUUGACAGCCGACAGAAAAAGGAUCUCUUCUUUUUAAGGUCAAAGCUUCAAACUUGUGUUUUUGUUUAUAAGCUGCGUAUGAAUGCUGAAUAAAAUCCAGUUGGCUUUCAAUUCCAAGUACGUUUUCCAAUGUGAACAUCUCCUCAACAUCUCCUGAUCCUGCACAGGCCAACUAUAGGUUUUGAGAAAGAUUACUUUGGGUAGAGCUUGGAGGUAAAGGCUGAAUGCAAAUAUGUGACAGUCUCCUAAAUCACUGAGACUGAUCGAAUCUGUCAAGAACUGAUUAGCCAGCACGUUCCAGCAGCAGGGCAAAUGGUGUCCUGAAGUUGACAGCUACUGCAACCCAGCAUUCAGGGGUGUGUUCUCAGUGCCCAACACACACACACACACACACACUCACACACACACACACACACUGGGUGCGAUCACAGGCAUAUGUAGGGCUCCAGCCCAACACCCUGUAGACAAGAGAUGAACUGAGGUGAGAUGCUGCUAAAUUAGUUUGGAUAACAAACGGGCAUCUCCACCUUGCGUUUGGAUAUAAUUAUGGUUGUUUACAGACCAAAGAUUUUUCUUUUUGAUUGUCUCUUAACAUUUAAACCCAAUUUUGAUGGGGUAAAAAAAAAAUAAAACAUAAAAUAUGAAUCUAUGUCUAUUUGUAUAUGUGAAUAUAUAUGUGUGUUUAUAAGUGCCUAUUUGCCAUAUGACUUUUGUGAAUUAGCCCCACUCUAUUUUAAAGUCAGGCACACAGAGACAUCAGCAGCCCAGAGGCUUGUGAAUGUAUACGUGAGCUCAUGCACAGUCACUGUUUGUGUACGUUUGGAUGCAGAUAAGCAGCCAUGCAUCAGUAAAGUCAUGGUCAAACGGUUCACAUAUUUCAUGUGGACAUGUGGAAACUCCAGAUUUUAUCUCCUCUGGGUGAUGCUAAAAUGUCACAAAUUAACAAAUACAGGCAUUGUUAAGCUGCACUUUAUAGAUCAUCAGCAACAGUUUCCCUCUCACACACACACACACACACACAAUAUUUUCUAUGUAUUUUGUACAGCGGUGCUUCUCUUUUUCUCAUUGGAGAAGGAAAAAAUGUUCACAGGUUGAUAGGUAAGAGAGACAGAGAGAGAGAGAGGAAAGGCUGCAUUCAGAGUCUGACAGAGAGCUGCUGUGUGUGCGUUCCUACGCUUCCUCCUGCAGCUGAAGGAUAUUUGCUGAGACACCUCAGAUGACGAUGAGACACUGUUUGCUGUAGCACCCUGGCAGGGAAUUCCUCGGCUGCUGCUGAAGAGCUUGAACUUAGCUGGGGGUUCGGAGCCUGCAGACAAGGGUUCAGACAAUGAAAUGUCGUGCCAAACAUCUCGGUGGCCCCCGCUGAUAGCCCUGAAGUUUAAUGAGCCAUUUGUUUGAGCCAUUUGAUGUGCUGCAGACGAAGACACUGUGUUCAGAGAAGACGAGGAAAAAGAGAAAGGAGAGAGAAAGGAGAGAGAAAGGGAGAUGCAGUGGUUGAAAGGCAGGAGGCAGAGAGGGGGCGUCUGGAGAGAUGGGUGCAGCUGGUGAUGGGGUUUAUCUCUCGAGGGCUACCAUGCUUUACUGUACAAACUGUCUCUGGUCAGGUUGCAAGUUAAUGCUCAUGUGCUGCAGCUCGUCCCUUUUUCCAGAGUUUGGAUCAUCUGUGGUCAAAAAGGAGUGAAUAAAACUGUGUUCACACCAGGUUCAACACACUUAAAGUUGCAACUCAUAUUUCAUUUGUAAUGUUGCUUUGAUGAUGCCUAUUAAUGUUUUUAUGCUUCAAUCCACACCCAUUUUAAAGAACUGUAUAUAUAUGUAUAUGAUUACAUGCCACAGCUUUGCCAACACACUUAAUCUUUUGAAAACUAUACUGCAGCCUUCCCUUAAGGUGAUUUUUCAGCAUAAAGACUAAGGCUAGGCCGGACAACCAGGAUCGACACAAAGAGAAAUUCUCUCUCUGAAGAAAAAAAAACCAUUUCUUUUCUUGUCCUCUGUCUCGCAUAAUUCAGGUAAUCCAUAUCUGCUCUGUCCAGUUGUUUCCUCCUCUCAGUGACUGUCCAUGUCGACGGUAUCCUCCGGAUUGUGCAGGCAAUGUAUUGUCAUUUGAUACUCGGUGAACAGCCGACUAGCUAGCUAUAGCUCUGUCAAAUAGUGAUUGUGCCUCUCGGUUAGAGAUUGUGGAUUACUGCUUCGUCUUGUACAUGUUGUCUCAGUUAUCCAUUUUUGUUCAUGCAGUCUUUUACAAAUCACACUUUGAAAAAAAAAGAAAUCGAUUUUUGUCUUGUAUGUAUAUUUUUUAUGAUUGUUAUUUUUAUAAAUGUAUCAGACACUGCAGAUGUCGCAGUGCUUUGGAAUCUGUGAUCAGGCUUCAGAGGAUAUGUUUUCUAUAGCUUUUUUGCUAUAUUAUGUCAAAAGAUUAA
This is a messenger RNA of Paralichthys olivaceus (Japanese flounder), 4287 nucleotides long. It is a transcript of the gene tent5aa, whose product is annotated as terminal nucleotidyltransferase 5Aa. NCBI's taxonomy places the organism in Eukaryota, Metazoa, Chordata, Actinopteri, Pleuronectiformes, Paralichthyidae. Gene Ontology annotation, biological process: mRNA stabilization. Gene Ontology annotation, molecular function: poly(A) RNA polymerase activity; RNA binding. The record is from RefSeq and is a predicted model, not a curated record.